Molecule: messenger RNA, 2487 nt
Organism: Phanerochaete carnosa HHB-10118-sp
Lineage: Eukaryota; Fungi; Basidiomycota; Agaricomycetes; Polyporales; Phanerochaetaceae
Exons: 6
Coding region: 805-2094 (429 amino acids)
Biological process (GO): cell differentiation; regulation of transcription by RNA polymerase II
Molecular function (GO): DNA-binding transcription factor activity, RNA polymerase II-specific; RNA polymerase II cis-regulatory region sequence-specific DNA binding
Source: RefSeq, a predicted model, not a curated record
GACCGUUCAUCCACCCUGGCCUAGCUAGUCGUAAUGCAUGUCGAUCCUUUUUUCAUUUCCUCCGCAAAGGUUUCCAUGAACUGGCCUAGGAUCUGGAUCAGUUGCCAGACCCGUAAGGAUUGGCUUCGAGGAUCGCAGCCUUACGUUUCUUGCGUGCCCCGGGCUACACCUAACCUCGAUUGGUGAUGUUGCAAAUCGCGAUCAGGCCAACGGCUAACCGAUGUCUCCCAAGCCAAAUACGGGUACAGGGCUGGUCCGUCACCCGCCGGCCGCCGCCUUGGGGAUGUCCCGCCGUGUCCAGGACACCGCAGUCGUGAGCCAGGCCGCAGAACUCGCUGCUCGUUCGUUGGUUCGGGAGAGCCUCGUGUUCGGAUGCGUGUUCGAAACGAGGACCUUCCCUGACCAAAUGCGCUGUCACAACAGAUGAGAUCAUCACAAGCCAUCUGGAGUGUAUCUUGGACUCGGACUGCAAGUUUCCCAACCGCCACGCACAGCGAACGUUUUGUCUGCCACCGAAUCCUGGUGCGUCGCCGCUUUUUCGACCCUCGCACUCCAGAAUAUCUUGCCUUGACGUACGUAGUCUCCCCUGCUCGCUUCCUGCCGACAGUUGCGCACCUUGCUCCGGGUUUGCCCCUUUCUUUCCUCUGCUCAACACCGCAUUCCAUACUCGUGGCUGCACAUCCAAGCAGGCAUAUCGCGCGUGUUGGACCACAUACAUGCUGCAUACCUUCGAGUACUUAACGCUCCGGAGAAUCCUCGAGAGGCUUCUUCGAUAAAUAUCCUACUCUCGCUUAAAAGUCACCCAUGUCGCAUCCUGACGAUCACUUUCAUAUUGGUUGCUUUGGACGACCCUCACGACGCAGCCCAAACGUUGCAGGCAACAACACUCCUAACCCGCACAACAGUAACAGCGCUCCGCGGCGAGGCGGUUUCUUUAAUAUGGGCCAGGGUGGGCGCACUAUCCUACCUCCUCUUCAUCUACCGUUUCGAACCUCACAUUCUCCAGCGCCUGACUCGUUCCCAACGAACCAAUUCGCGCAAGACCCGACACAAUCCAGAGGCGACUACGGCCUAGGACAGUACGGUCAGCAAGGAUGGCAGUCGAACCCGACCGCUACACAACACGCCCAGGCGAACCAAUUCGCGUCCGAUGCACGGUAUCAAGGGCAAACUCCCGGCUACCAGACAUAUCAAUCGCGGACGCCCUCGGCAUUCCCGCAAAACCCCCAGGAAUCGCGUACCCUCCCACCGCUCAGUGCUCAACAUGGGCAACUCUAUAGCCAGCCGGCUAUUCCCUCGCAAACUAUGGGGCAGGCUCCCCACAUACGAUCAACGUCCGCUGCCGGAUAUCCGGUACAGUACGGCUCGUAUCCCUCUGGGCAGAUUCCGCAACAGCAACCAUUCUACGCAUCAUCCGACCCAAGGAUGGCGUCUUCGCCUGUCUCUACAGCACCCUACGAUCCGUCGGGCGGAGCUGCACUCCCCCGCCGGUCCUCGAUGUCCGUUGACCGGACUGUCCCGUCACGGAUGUCAUCUACACAUGGUAUGGCCCCUUAUGCGCGGGCGCCGCCAUCACUGUCUUCGGAAUAUGACCGAGAAUCUGUGAACAUGGCCGAGCCGACGAUCAAGAAAAAGCGGAAGCGGGCAGACGCGGAACAGCUGAAAGUCCUUAACGAGACAUAUAACCGGACGGCGUUUCCAUCGACAGAGGAGCGCAUCGAGCUGGCCAAGAAGUUGGGGAUGUCCGCGAGGAGUGUGCAGAUCUGGUUCCAGAACAAAAGGCAAGCAAUGCGACAGAGCAGUCGCCAGGCAGCAAGCGCCGUGCCUCCUCCCGCCACAGAGCCAUUCACAGCAGGUCCCGCGCCCGGCGCAGGCUCGUCGGUCGCCGCGCCUACGCCACAAGCACUGUCAGGUGGUGGCGGCGCGUACGGGGGCGUGGGUUCCAUGAACUCGAUGGGCAUGGGUGGCCCCGGUUACACGACCGGUCAGCGCGACCAGUACGGUCGGCCCAUUCCCUCACCCCCUUCGUCCUCACAGUACCGAGGACGGAGCUACGACGAGCAUGAGCGCAGACCUGCAAGCCGUUCGCGGUAAUCAUAGUUAUCCAUCAGUAAUCGAUUCCCUGCUCGGCUCCUCGUGAGUGAGCACAUGAACUUUGCCAUUCGUUACCACCCUCUCUCUCGCCGAAGACCAAUUGGACCAUCUGCCCAGUCAGGAAGCACUGGGUACUAUCUCAUUUACCUUAUCGUCCUCAUCUAUUGGUCUCCUAUGUAUCUCAUUCACACACACCCACACUGGACUUCUCGCAUUGUAUUUGCAUCAAGUUAUUCUUUACUAUACUACCCACGCUCGUUUAUUUAGCUACUAGUACAUUAUCCCUAACUUGUUAUGUACCAGCUACAUUAUCACUCCUUUAUCGGCUGGCAACCUUGUAUCUAUUCCUUCCGCAUUUAUUCUCGAGUACCUUAUAUCACAUUCCAAUAGCCA